This is a messenger RNA of Nerophis lumbriciformis (worm pipefish), 2421 nucleotides long. The record is from RefSeq and is a predicted model, not a curated record. NCBI's taxonomy places the organism in Eukaryota, Metazoa, Chordata, Actinopteri, Syngnathiformes, Syngnathidae.
AUUUCUGCAUUGACGAUGAGGAUGCGUCAAGAAAGACUCGAUUUGUGGAUUUAUUUUGCUUUGAUUCUUUGUAUUUACGGCUCGUCUGCGUCUCAGUUGUCCUACUCCAUUUAUGAGGAGGCAAACAAAGGCUUCGUGGUGGGGAACAUUGCCAAGGAUUUACACCUCAACGUGAAUGAGCUGGACACCAGAGAUCUACGUAUACUUUCCAGCUACAGUAAAGAGCAUUUUAAUGUCAAUUUGCAGACCGGUAAUCUAUUUGUAAAUGAAAGAAUUGACAGGGAGGAGCUCUGUCCGAAUGUGGCAAAAUGUUCUUUGAGGAUACAAGCCGUGUUAAACAAUCCGAUGAUGGCAUAUCGGAUUGAGAUCAAUGUUUUGGAUAUAAACGACAAUUCACCUGCUUUUAUAGAAAAUGCGUACUCCUUGGAUAUUUUUGAAUCAGCUCUACCAGGAGAGCGGUACCUCCUUCCUGUUGCUGUGGACGCAGACAUUGGAAGUAACUCAGUGAGGAGCUAUAAGCUCAGCAAUAAUGAACAUUUUACUUUGGAUGUGCAGAGUGGAGGAGAGCACGGCUUGUCUGCGGAACUAGUGCUGCAAAAACCUUUAGAUCGAGAGAAACAAUCGCAUAUUACACUCAUGCUGACAGCUAUUGAUGGAGGUAAACCUCCAAAAUCAGGCUCGAUGCAAAUACGAGUAAAUGUGCUCGAUGUCAACGACAACGUGCCCACGUUUAGCAAGUCUCUGUAUAAAGUGCGUCUGAGUGAAAAUGCCGCAGAGGGGUCAAUUGUGAUUAAAUUAAAUGCAACGGAUUUAGAUGAAGGUAUAAACAGUAAAAUAACGUAUUCCUUUGUGAAACGAGGCCAAAAUAAUCCUUCAAAUAUUUUCAGUCUUAAUGCUGAAACAGGAGAAAUCACAGUGAAAGGUACUUUAGAUUAUGAAACGACUCCUGCUUACGAAGUCAGGAUUCAAGCAAUGGAUCAAGGCCCCGUUCCUCGUAGUGCGCAUGCAAAACUACUCAUAGAGUUAAUUGAUAUGAAUGACAAUGCCCCGGAGAUAACGGUGACUUCACUGAUGACCCCGGUAAAGGAAAAUGCAGAAUUGGGGACAAUUGUUGCUUUGGUUACAGUGAGUGAUAAGGAUGGUGGCAACAACGGUGUAACCAGCUGUAAGGUAGUUGGCUCUGUUCUGUUUAAACUAAAUUCUAAUUAUAAAAAUGAUUAUUCUUUAGUAGUGGAUGGGGUAUUAGACAGAGAGAGCACUUCCUUUUAUAAUGUAUCUAUUCUGGCCACAGAUGAAGGAAGUCCCCCUCUGGCCACAUCACGAACAAUUACUGUUCAGGUAUCCGAUGUUAAUGAUAAUGCACCACGUUUUAUGGAGCCUAUAGUUAAUGUUUAUGUCAAAGAAAAUAGUCCAACAGGAUCUUCCCUUUGUUCCAUAAAUGCAAUUGAUCCUGAUUUGGAUUCUAAUGCAAAAGUGUCGUACACAUUAUUAGUAGGUUAUCCGCAAAAUGCUCCAAUUUCAUCACUUCUAAACAUUAACUCAGAAAGUGGACAAAUAGUAAGUUUGCAAUCUUUUGAUUAUGAAAAUUUAAAGACGUUUCAGUUUGUGGUUCAGGCCACAGACUCUGGUGUACCUCCACUCAGCAGCAACGUGACGAUCAACAUUUUCAUCCUGGAUGAGAAUGACAAUAGUCCAACCAUUCUGGCACCCUAUUCCGAGGUCAGCUCCGUUAAUAGUGAGAGCAUCCCCUAUUCUGCUGAAGCAGGAUAUUUUGUGGCAAAGAUCAGAGCAGUAGAUGCAGACUCUGGAUACAAUGCACUGCUUUCCUAUCACUUGUCUGAACCUAAAGGCAACAACAACCUCUUCCGAAUCGGAACCAGCACCGGGGAGAUUCGGACAAAGAGAAGAAUGAGUGACAAUGACCUGAAAAGUCACCCCUUGGUGGUGUUGGUGUGUGAUAACGGAGAACCCUCCCUGUCAGCUACUGUGUCUAUUGAUGUGGUGGUGCUUGAAAGCCCGGCUGACACCCACACCCAGUUUAGACAUGUGCCCAUAAAGGAGGAAAGUUUCUCUGAUUUACACUUGUAUCUGCUCAUUGCCAUUGUGGCCGUCUCACUCAUCUUCCUUCUCAGCCUUAUUACUUUAAUAGCCUUCAAAUGCCACAGACAGGCAGAUGGAACUUUCGACAGGUACGGUGCACCAAUGAUCACCACCCACCCCGAUGGGAGCUGGUCUUACUCCAAAGCUACUCAGCAGUACGACAUUUGUUUCAGUUCUGACACACUCAAGAGUGACAUGGUGGUUUUUCCCUCGCCAUUCCCACCUGUAGAGGCAGAACUUAUCAGUAUUAAUGGAGGAGACACCUUUACCAGGACUCAGACUUUGCCUAACACUGAGAAGGUAGGCUUAAAAUAUUACUGA